AUGGCUGGGCUCAAGUUCCUGGCGUUGACGGCAAUCGCUGUCUUUUUACUGGCAAGGGGGCUACCUCAGGAACCGUUACAAACACCGCCGGUAGAGAGGGUAGACUGUUCGGAAGCGAUGAACGUAGCCCGUAUUGGUGGAAACUUCGUUGCACUCGAAGUUCAAGAAGACCCCACAAAGCAACUGCCUAUUACUACUACAACCACACUCGCGCCGCAAAAUACUAAGACCGCACCUGGUAAACCCAACCAAACGUACAUAGAUACAGUCUGCAGCGCCAUGAAAUCGGGCACACCCAUUUCGGAUGCGACUAAACCAGACGGCACCUUCGCCUACGCAGUGCAGCAAGGAGAACAAGUUGACUGUAAGGCCGCAGUUGAUUACUGGAAAAAGGCCUAUUCCGAAUUCGGCGAUUUACCUCCCGCUUUUACGAACUACAAGACAGCUCCAUACAAUGAUGCCAACAAUGUCUCCUUAAUAUCCCUAUUCAACCCUAAAGAAGAUCCCACGGUGGACUGCGCGUACUUCAAAUGCGCAAACACAGGCAACACCGCAGUGGAGUUGAAAGCACUGCUUUGUGUCACAGCCCCGAAGGCUUUGACAGCGAAGGCACAGCCUUUCACUGAAGAUGAGUGGAAACGCAUUAACACGGCUAUCAAUUCCGGCAGUGCAGCAGUUCCCACUGCCAUCGUUGUUGGUGCCGCCGCACUGGCUGCUCUUUUCUUGUAA
This is a messenger RNA of Eimeria maxima, 729 nucleotides long. Its product is annotated as SAG family member. The transcript is spliced from 4 exons. NCBI's taxonomy places the organism in Eukaryota, Apicomplexa, Conoidasida, Eucoccidiorida, Eimeriidae. The coding region runs from base 1 to 729 and encodes 242 amino acids. The record is from RefSeq and is a predicted model, not a curated record.